Messenger RNA from Sinocyclocheilus grahami, 2248 nucleotides. RefSeq names its product evolutionarily conserved signaling intermediate in Toll pathway, mitochondrial-like. Gene Ontology annotation, cellular component: mitochondrion. The record is from RefSeq and is a predicted model, not a curated record. The coding region runs from base 122 to 1474 and encodes 450 amino acids. Gene Ontology annotation, biological process: innate immune response; cell surface receptor protein serine/threonine kinase signaling pathway. The transcript has 8 exons. NCBI's taxonomy places the organism in Eukaryota, Metazoa, Chordata, Actinopteri, Cypriniformes, Cyprinidae.
CAGGAAACGAGCCGGUGCGUGUUUGAAGGACUUGACAGCAGAAUGAGAUCUGAGUGGAGUGAGUGAUCGCUCAUUUCAGCACAUUUGUAAUCCUUCCGCUGUGGUUUGGGAUGUCAUAAUCAUGAAUGCCCCUCGUCAUCUGUUGCGGAUCCAGUGUAUUGGGUACGUUGCACGUUUUUUGGGGAAACCUGUACAGCGAGUGAUCCUACCUGCUGGAGCACAUCUGCAAACCCCUGGAUCACAGCACAACUAUGGCCAGCUUCUGAGGCCAUUCCACUGCAGUGCGGUAUGCUCCACGAGUCGUCCAAGCCAGACACAGCUUGAAAAGACAGUUGAAGAUGAGACGCUUAAUAAAGACAAAAGUUUAGUCACACAUGAUGAUUUAUUUGAGCGAGCUGCUAGAGACUCAAAGACCAAGGCGGAUUUUAACAGGGUCGUGGAUGUUUUCAGCAAGAAGGACAUUCGACGAAGAGGCCAUGUGGAGUUUAUUUAUGCUGCUCUGAAGAAGAUGCCAGAAUUUGGAGUAGAACGAGACAUUACUGUUUACAACAAACUCCUGGAUGUGUUUCCAAAAGAGGUGCUUGUUCCACGGAACUUCAUUCAGAGGAUGUUUAACCACUACCCACGGCAGCAAGAGUGUGGAGUACAGCUGCUGGAGCAGAUGGAGAUCUAUGGUCUCAUGCCGAAUGUAGAGACCAAGGUAUUGCUGGCUCAGAUAUUUGGGGAAAAGAGUCAUCCUAUGAGGAAGUACCAGCGUAUCAUGUACUGGUUUCCCAAAUUCAAGCACGCAAACCCCUUCCCCGUCCCACAUGUGCUCCCCAGUGACCCAGUAGAGCUCGCUCGAUUCAGUCUUACCCGGAUUGCAGAUGACCUGGAUGCCAAAAUAUCAAUCUAUCAGUAUCCGUCAACAGACAUCACAGAGCCUGGUGAAGAAGUUAUGCGUCCCCAUAUUGUAGGUAUUCAAAGUCCAGAUCAGCGAUCCCUUCUGGCCAAACACAAUUCCUGCAGGCCUGUGUUUGUCGAAGGCCCGUUUCCACUGUGGCUCAGAAAGACUUGUGUUCAUUAUUACCUACUCAGGGCAGACCCUAUACCGCCUGAGGAAAAGGUUGAGGAAGAGUUUGACCUUGAGAUGAUUGGUCCAGAGCAGAGUCUCUUCUACCCUCAGCGAGUGGAGCUGGACCUGGAAAGAGACAUGGGUGAUGAUUUCAGUUUCAGUGUGGAUGAUGUGGAAGAGGGGCCGGUUUACGCCAUGUGUAUGGCUGGUCAGGGAGACCAGGCUACUCUGUCUCAGUGGAUUUCUGGUCUACAGGAGACCUGUCCCAUAUUAGGCCAGAUCCCUACAGUGUUCCGUCUGGAUUCUGGACCCAGAGAACUGCAAACCUCGUCGGGUGCUCAGCAAACCCCUGAGCAGGAGGUUGAAACAGAACAAAUUAUCGAGGAGGAGCCACUACUCUCACAAAGAGUGAAACUGUGAGAGCCAUGCCAAUGGAUGUGCAUUUUAUGAAGACGAUUAUCAAGCUAAUAUGAUGAACCUUAUAUUUAAUUUAGUUACCAGAUAAUGAUUUAUGUCUGGUCUAUAACACACUAUUUUUGAGUUGAGAUCUGUCUACAGUAUGCGGAGUUGCUCUAUGAUGUGUAAAUAUGCCAUAAACUGAUUUGGCAGUGCAAUAAAACAUAAAUUUCUCCGAUAUUUUGAUUUCGUGGACAUUUUGUACUCUAAUAAUAAUAAUAAUGAUUGUUUUAAGUUGAUAAGUAGAUCAGAACAAUUUUAGUUUCACCAUUCUAAGCAAAAGUAGACCUAUAUUAUAGCCAAAUCUCUAUGCAAUCAAUCUUUGUCAUAAAAAGGAGCAUAUAAUGCUAAAUCGUAUAAGUGAAUUAACAUUUUAAGUUACAGACAAGCAAACAAAGUGUGCAAAAGGUUUUAUUUAUUUAAAAGAUUUGAUCUAAAACAGAAGUGGACUGAAGAGGGAAUCAUAAUUAAACGUUUUACUUAUCCUAGGUGUAAAUGUUUGCUAAACUAUAUAUAAUAUGUGAUGAUUCACAUCCUUGUGCUUUUUUUUCUUCAAGCAUGUGGUCUGUGUAUAACCAAACAUUAACACCACACUCUCAGAUCAUUUAGAAGGUUAACUAGUAAUUAACUACAAGGAAGUUCAAAUUAUGGUAGAUAUGAAUUACAUUUGAUUCUAUAGUAUUUUAUAAACUGAAGAAGAAGGUCUAUUCAAGACAAAUUCUUAAGUGGAAACAAACA